Molecule: messenger RNA, 1799 nt
Organism: Lineus longissimus
Lineage: Eukaryota; Metazoa; Nemertea; Pilidiophora; Heteronemertea; Lineidae
Product: inositol 2-dehydrogenase-like
Exons: 7
Coding region: 117-1160 (347 amino acids)
Biological process (GO): NADPH regeneration
Cellular component (GO): cytoplasm
Molecular function (GO): oxidoreductase activity; nucleotide binding
Source: RefSeq, a predicted model, not a curated record
GUGGGCCUACAAAAAUGUUCACAAACAACUGGCUUAAUACAGUGGACGUUUGGCUUGCGAAACUGGAGUAGUUAAAUUGUAGUGUACAGUAAAAAGCUUCAUUUGCAUUUGCAAAUAUGACGACAAAUUGUUCAAGUGACAAGAAGGUCGGACUCGCCAUCAUCGGGAUGGGUCAGGCCGGGAAAAUCCACCUGAAGAACGUCAUCCAGAACUGGCGAAUCCGACUGUUGUGGAUGGUGGACUCCGACAGGACGAUUGCUGAGAGGUUGGCUGGGGAAUACAAUCUGGAGGGGGUCUCUAUAGCUACUUGUGACGAGGUGGAGAAUGUUUAUAAUGAUCCGAGGGUCCAAGCUGUGAUCGUGUCAUCACCGACAUUUACCCAUGAAGCGUAUAUAAGAGGAGCAUUGGCGGCAGGGAAAGCCGUCUUCUCCGAGAAACCAAUAUCACAAGAUAUUAGUGGCGUCAUACAGUGCUACGAUGACGCAAAGAAAUUCGGGAAGCCACUCUACUGCUCUUUCAAUAGGCGAUUCGAUGAGGCAUUUAACAGCAUCAAGCAGCAAGUCAGAAAAGGUGUUUUAGGCGAUAUGUACAUGGUGAAAACUUGCAGCAGAGACAACCCGGUACCAAGUAUGGAGUACCUCAAAAUAUCAGGUGGAAUCUUCCACGACUGUGCCGUCCAUGACAUCGACUUAAUUUGCUGGCUGCUUGGCGAAUACCCCACCGAGGUCUAUGUAGCAGCCCGUGCCCAUAUGAAGGAUGUGGCUGCCAUGAAUGAUGUUGAUACUGUGGCGAUAUCAUUGACGUUUCCAAGCAAAGUUAUAGCGAUUAUAGACCUGUGUCGUAUGGGCGUGUACGGUUAUCAUCAGACUCUAGAGGCAUUUGGAUCGAAAGGUAUGCUCACGGCAGAGAAUCAGCGACCGACGAACCUCCAGCACUCUACAGUUGAAGGGAUGAGUAUGGUACCAAUAGAGUAUUCAUUCCCUCAGAGACACGCCAAAGGUUACGUCAAGUCAAUCGAUUGUUUCUUAGAUGUUCUGGAAGGCAAAGAGGACGUGGGCGGUUUGGUCGCCACCAAGGAGAGCACGGUGAGCGUGAGCCGAAUAGCAGAAGCGUGUGAGGAGAGCGUCAAGACAGGACAGGCCGUGAAGAUCAAAUAUUAGACUAAAAACAUUGGUUCCUUGUCGAGUAUUCUUACAUUCAGGCAGGAACCGUCUCAAUUAAGGGACGAAUGCACAAGGACUGUCUGAUUGUGACUAUCCAAAAUCUCGGGGCUGCAUGGGUUGUGACAAGGUGGCUCCACCCGGAGAAUAAAUUAAUGAUAAUGUCAUCCAGGCGAUUCCUCCCACAAAAUGUUACAGUAAACAUAUCUGAUGUAGUGUAGCUGUUAGAGUAAUGUGUAGAGUGUUAACCCUCGCCUGGUCAGAUCUUCAAGCUGAGGUAGCUCAGGUAUCAAGGCAGGCAACAAGUUGAGAUACCAAAUUGUGGAGCUGACAGGCUUGAAAGGAGCCGAUUGGAUACAGGUGGGUGGUUGCAGGAAAAAUGUAAGGGAUGAGGAGUACGAGAUAGAAUGCAAAGAUAGAUGUAUUUGUGUGUGGAGUAAAAAGAAUAAAAUGAACUAUAUCCCCAAAUGAUGCGAUGUAAGGAGCUGAUUCAACAUAACAAUCAAACACGUUGUGACAUCAAGGUGUCUUUGAAAGAGUUGUGACAUCAAAGUGUUUCAGCCAAUGUCCUCAGUGCGUCAAGCACACAUACUGAGACAAGAGGAACAACAGGAAAUAACAUAAAAAAGACAUUUUAUU